AUGGGGAAAAUGAAACUGUUGCAAAGUCGUCUUAUAACAUUGGUUUUUAUGGUGAUUAUUAAAGUUGGUAAGUCCCUCUAAAUUUUAUGCGUGUUAUGGUUAUAAGCUGUACGUUUAUCUGUUUGUUCUGUGUGUAUACAUAAUGAAAACUUAGUGCAAUUAAAAAUAGUCUUAUUGAGACCAUUUGAGACCCAGUCGUUGAUAGCUUGGUUGUUCAAAGCUGGAUUAGCUGUUUCUCACAAAACUUUGUUUAUCACAAAACUAAAGAAAAGAAAACUCCUAUUGAUCCAUACAAAAAAUUCUGAAGAAAUAUUUCCAAUUUGAUAAACGGGCUGUUAGGAAGUUUGCUUUGAAUUUUAAGUUAACAGGGUUAAGCCUAAGUUAAGCGGCUUUCGAAAGCUUUCGUUUAACCGGGCCUUAAAGUUCAACAUAUAGUUUGACAUAUUUGCCCGUUUAGAACUAUAUCCCGACGACGAUGAAACAAAGUCUAAUCAAACCAGUAUAAUGGCUGAACAUGUUUUCCACAAUACUAAAGUAAUUGAUAAAUCUAACCAUUGGUCCCUUUUGCUGUAUCAAGAAUCCCUCGCUAUUCAAAGACAUAAACUUGAAGUUAAUCAUGGACUUCUAAAGAACUAAUCAUAUUUAGUUAAUUCAAUAAUCAACCUAAUGAUUGUAUCAUAUUUCUUCAUAUAAAUACUGCUUUUAAUGUAUAACCUAGCUAGUUUUUUAUCCUGAUGAUGACUGAAAUAUAGUCGAAACGUAAAAAUAUUAUCGAUUUUUGGAGUUUCACUUGUUUUGUAUUUUGACAUAUUAUUUUGUUCCACUACAGAGAGCGUUCAAAAUGUGAAAGUGGGCAACGCAUUAACAAACAACGGUUUUGAUACGACUGAGUUGAAACUUGCUGAUACCUUGAUAAGACGCGAAAAGGAACUCAGGGCAUGGGAGAGUGGCGGCUCUUGGUCAUCUGGUGGUGGUGGUGGUGGUGGUAGUUUUAGUGGGAGUGCUGGUGGUGGUGGUGGCGCUGGUGGUGGUGGUAGUUUUAGUGGGAGUGCUGGUGGUGGUGGUAGUUUUAGUGGGAGUGCUGGUGGUGGGAGUGCUGGUAGUUCUAGUGGGAGUGCUGGUGGUGCUGGUGGUAGUUUUAGCGGGAGUGCUGGCGGUGGUGGUAGUUUUGGGGCUAGUGGAAGCUUUGGUGCAGGAGGUGGGGGAAAAUUUGGAGGUGGGGGUAAAUUUGGAGGUGGUGGUAAGUUUGGUGGUGGAGGUAAAUUUGGAGGCGGGGGUAAAUUUGGAGGUGGAGGUAAAGUUGGAGGUGGGGGUAAAUUUGGAGGCGGGGGUAAAUUUGGAGGUGGAGGUAAAUUUGGAGGCGGGGGUAAAUUUGGAGGUGGUGGUAAAUUUGGAGGUGGUGGAAAAUUUGGAGGCGGUGGUAAAUUUGGAGGUGGUGGUAAAUUUGGAGGUGGAGGGAAAUUUGGAGGUGGUGGGAAAUUUGGAGGCGGUGGGAAAUUUGGAGGUGGUGGGAAAUUUGGAGGUGGUGGGAAAUUUGGAGGUGGUGGGAAAUUUGGAGGCGGUGGUAAAUUUGGAGGUGGUGGUAAAUUUGGAGGUGGAGGUAAAUUUGGAGGUGGUGGUAAAUUUGGAGGUGGUGGUAAAUUCGGAGGUAGUGGUAAAUUUGGAGGUGGUGGUAAAUUUGGAGGUGGGGGAAAGUUCGGUGCUGGAGGCAAAUUUGGGGGUGGUGGUAAAUUCGGAGGUGGCGGUAAAUUCGGAGGUGGUGGUAAAUUUGGAGGUGGUGGUAAAUUUGGAGGUGGGGGAAAGUUCGGUGCUGGAAGCAAAUUUGGGGGUGGUGGUAAAUUCGGAGGUGGUGGUAAAUUUGGAGGUGGUGGGAAAUUCGGAGGUGGUGGGAAAUUUGGAGGUGGUGGUAAAUUUGGAGGUGGUGGGAAAUUUGGAGGUGGUGGGAAAUUCGGAGGUGGUGGGAAAUUUGGAGGUGGGGCUGGAGGAAAGUUUGGCUUAGGUGGAAAGUUUGGUGCCGGUGGUGGGGAUGCACGGGGUGCAGGUGGCGGAGGAUGUAUGAAAGAAGAUGGUAGGUUUAUAUUUUUAUUUUUCAUAAAAGUUUUGGCAGCAACCUUAACAAUGCUACCUUAACAACGUUUUUGCUUAAACUCAUCAAUUGCAAUUUGAGUAACUGAUAAACGUUGGAUAAAAUUGUUACACGAUUCAGUUAGGAAAAUCAAAUUAAGGACAUAAUUAAUCAGUUGAGGAGACAUUUAAGGUUCAUCAUAGUUAUAACUGUUCACUUUGAUUCACAUGAAUUACUUGAUUCACAAGAGAUUUACUGAUUCCCAUUUUUACAGGUGGAUGGUUCGUGAUUCAACAUGCCUCGGGCUUCGGCGUGUGGCCUCAGGGUGGAAGAGCUAUAAAUGGCGCUAGACUUGUUCUCGGUUCAAAAAAUCUCGCAAACCAAGCCUACGUGUUUGUAUGGACCGCUAAAAAGUCUAUAAAACAUAUUAUGAGUGGUAUGUGCAUAAACAUGAGGGGUUUAAGUUUGGUGUUACAGAAAGGAUGUGAUUCUAUGCCCACAAUGAAAUUCAAAAAAACGGGAAGCGGAUUCAUGAACAUUGCAACGAAAGGAUAUGUAAUGGCUGGAACCUCGCUAUCCGCAAGGCCUGGGAUUGCUCUGAGUACAAAAAUAAUCCAGACAGCCGGCUCUUCCUUUACCUUUAAAAGUAAGGAUUAAAUUGUAAGCUUGUAUAUAUGGGGUGAUAAGCGAAAGAACAACAGUUAUUUAUUUAAAAUUAAAGCUCUGAUCAAACUCUCGGAAAAAUUGUUUCCUAGCCAUGUUCUUCGAAGGUAGCUAACCAGGAAACAUCAGUUAUUUCUGUAACAAAAAUCUCUUUUGGAAAACAAAAUAUGUUGGUGCAUUUAUUGGGAGACAUUUUUGUUUCACAAGAAGCAAACGUUUCCCAGGGUUUUAAAGUAGAAACAAAUCCAAAAAUGCAGCUUCAGGAGGAGUCAAUAAAUCUGCGCAGUCCUACGAUUCCGGUAGAACGCUCUGACCAGCAAGCUACACACUCCUGUAGCCAAGGGCCUGUAACACAAAUUAUUUUUAUUUUUACAGGUGCUGCGACAAUGAAAAUUAGAUUUUCUUUCACAUUUGGAGUGGGAGGUGAGCAAUCGAACAACUACAUCAGAGAUUCUUAGGCCUACAGAAUAAACAAGAAAACAUUGUUUCGUAGCCAUGUUUCCCGAAGGUGGACAAACCUGGAAACAUUGUUUUCUAGCGAUGUUUCCCGAAAAUGGGCAAACCUGGCAACAUUGUUUCCUAGCCAUGUUCUCGAAGAUGGACUAACCAGGAAGCCAUGUUUCGUGAAGGCGGACAAACCAAAAAACAUUGUUUCUUAGUCAUGUUUCUGAAGGUCCACAAAGCAGGAAACAUUGUUUGUCAGCCUUAUUUGUUUCCAAAGAUGAGCAUUUGGACCUUUUUCCAAACUUUUACAACGAACGUAAGCAACGCUUAACGUAAAAGCAUUCGCUGUCGUUUCAAAUACAAAAUGUAAUUUUGUUUGUUUUUUCCUUUUAGGUGGUGGUGGUGCUGGAGGUGGUGCUGGAGGUGGUGCUGGUGGUGGUGCUGGAGGUGGUGCUGGAGGUGGUGCUGGAGGUGGUGCUGGAGGUGGUGCUGGAGGUGGUGCUGGAGGUGGUGCUGGAGGUGGUGCUGGAGGGGGUUUUGGAGGAAAAGGUGGAUUUGGAGGAAAAGGCGGUUUUGGAGGAAAAGGAGGAUUUGGAGGAAAAGGUGGAUUUGGAGGGAAAGGUGGUUUUGGAGGAAAAGGUGGAUUUGGAGGAAAAGGCGGUUUUGGAGGAAAAGGUGGAUUUGGAGGAAAAGGUGGUUUUGGAGGAAAAGGUGGUUUUGGAGGAAAAGGUGGAUUUGGAGGAAAAGGUGGUUUCGGAGGAAAAGGCGGAUUUGGAGGAAAAGGUGGUUUUGGAGGUAGAGGUGGUGGCAGAGGAGGUAGGUGUAUACAUUAUCUUAUAUACAAUCAUGCAUGAGUUUAUUAGUGGGUUUGACAAAGUAUUGCUAUGCAGCAGAUAUAGCUGUCAACCUAUAGAGUGAGAAAUACAUGUAGCGUUUUCUAAAAACAAAAUUGAAUCCAGUAAUUUAGAAUUUGAAAAUCUGUGGUAAUUCAGUUUCUGUAGACAGAAAAAAUUAUAGAACGUCCUUAUAUUUAAGCAAUUAUGGAAGCCCUUCACUGAAAUAAAAUAUUAGCAAUUUACCUGCCUACUUUUACGAAUACUAGCAAUUUACAUGCCUACUUUUCUAGCUAUUGACGAUUAUCUGAGACGUUGAUUUUGUCAUAUAGGUGCUAAAUUCGUUCUCCGUUUUGGAGGACGUAGUGCAAAAGGGGGUCUGUGUUUUACCCCGCAAGGUGGUCAGGCACGUAACAAUGUUCCUCUUGUGUUUGGAAAAUGUAAAGAUCGCAAGGAUGUUUUCAGAAUGACAAGCAGUGGUGCUUUGGCUUCAGUCGCUUUUAGAGGAUACUAUAUUCGCUUUAGUGCUGGAAGAUUGGUGAUGUACAGAAGCGCGCGAGGUAGCGCCAAGUUUAAAUUCCAAGGAGGGAAAAUUAAAGUGAAAUCUGGACGUGGUGGACGAUACAUGUAUGUCCAGUCCCAGGGAGGGGCCCGGGCCUCUAUGGGUAUGCAGGUCGUCGCAAAAUCUACAAGAUCGCGUUCGUUUAUGAAGUUCUCGUGUUUGAGUAAGUAUUAUGUUUGUAGAAUUUAUCUUUUCAAUACUUGAUCUCACUUACUCGGACUGAUUAAAACGAUCUAGAAAAGUGAAACAGGCAGAGCAUUGGAAGAAAUGGACAAAUUAUGAUGUGCGACUAUACAUUUAGAAAAUUAUAAUUUUAUAAUUGUUGAACUGUUCAUUUUUCAUUUCAGAGGCUGGAGCCCGUGGAAUGAAGGGUCGUCGUGGAAUGCGUAUGAGCAUGCGCACUGUUAUGAGAAUAUCAGGCCGAAGUGCUGGAGGUAAGUAUAAAAUAUUUAAAACAUGCAUGGUUAUGUUUAAGAGUAUGGUUAAGACUAGGGUUGCAGAAAGAAGACAUUUAAAAUCGUCCAGCGUUGUUACAGCAGGCAACUGGAGUACAAGUAAUAAACCCGCGGUGUUUGGUAGAAUCAAAUUGGACGCACUCUUCUCAUCUGCAACUGAGGAGGGGGAGGGGGGGGGAUCUUAUCAGACAACCUCGUGUUACAGGAAUAAAACCCCUGUCACAGAGGUAAAAGACGCACAAUCCCUCCCCCUCAAUGGUUACAAAUGAACUAUUUAAAAAACAUGCAACAAACGAUAAGCUACUAUUAGGUUAAAAAACAAAUUAUGUUAUUUCCAAACAUUGUAUCAAUGUAUAGUGAAACAAGAUCUAUUCGUCACUCUUUUCAUUUAGGUCGUAAGUUUGUUCUCCGUUUCGGGGGACGUGGUGCAAAAGGGGGUUUGUGUUUUACCCCGCAAGGUGGUCAGGCACGUAACAAUGUUCCUCUUGUGUUUGGAAAAUGUAAAGAUCGCAAGGAUGUUUUCAGAAUGACAAGCAGUGGUGCAUUGGCUUCUGUCGCUUUUAGAGGAUACUAUAUUCGCUUUAGUGCUGGAAGAUUGGUGAUGUACAGAAGCGCGCGAGGUAGCGCCAAGUUUAAAUUCCAAGGAGGGAAAAUUAAAGUGAAAUCUGGACGUGGUGGACGAUACAUGUAUGUCCAGUCCCAGGGAGGGGCCCGGGCCUCUAUGGGUAUGCAGGUCGUCGCAAAAUCUACAAGAUCGCGUUCGUUUAUGAAGUUCUCGUGUUUGAGUAAGUAUUAUGUUUGUAGAAUUUAUCUUUUCAAAACUUGAUCUCACAACCGCAUGAUUAUAAAGAUCUAGAAAAGUGAAACAGGCAGAGCAUUGGAAGAAAUGGACAAAUUAUGAUGUGCGACUAUGCAUUUGGAAAAUUAUAAUUUUACAAUUGUUGAACUGUUCAUUUUUCAUUUCAGAGGCUGGUGCACGUGGAAUGAAGGGUCGUCGUGGAAUGCGUAUGAGCAUGCGCACUGUUAUGAGAAUGUCAGGCCGAAGUGCUGGAGGUAAGUAUAAAAUAUUUAUUACCUACAUGGCUGUUGUUGUAUUUAAGAAUAUAUACAGGACUUGGGUUGGAAGCCAUUUAAAAUCGUCCAGUGUUGUUACAGGAGGCAACUGGAGUACAUGUAGUGAACCUGCGGUGUUUGGUAUAACCAAACUUGAAGCAGUCUUCUCAUCUACAACUUGAGCGGGAAAUCUUAUCAGACAACCUCGUGUGCUACAGGAAUCAAACCCCGGCCACAGAGGUAAAUAAAAGGCGCACCACACCCCACUCCCCCAACGGUUACAAAUCAACAAUUUAAAAAACAGGCAACAAACAAUAAGCUUCCAAAGGUUCAAACAUACAUUAUGUUAUUUCCAAACUUUGUAUCAAUGUAUAUUGAAGCAAGGUCUAUUCGUCUCUCUUUUUCAUUUAGGUCGUAAGUUUGUCCUCCGUUUCGGCGGACGUGGUGCAAAAGGGGGUUUGUGUUUUACCCCGCAAGGUGGUCAGGCACGUAACAACGUUCCUCUUGUGUUUGGAAAAUGUAAAGAUCGCAAGGAUGUUUUCAGAAUGACAAGCAGUGGUGCAUUGGCUUCUGUCGCUUUUAGAGGAUACUAUAUUCGCUUUAGUGCUGGAAGAUUAGUGAUGUACAGAAGCGCGCGAGGUAGCGCCAAGUUUAAAUUCCAAGGAGGGAAAAUUAAAGUGAAAUCUGGACGUGGUGGACGAUACAUGUAUGUCCAGUCCCAGGGAGGGGCCCGGGCCUCUAUGGGUAUGCAGGUCGUCGCAAAAUCUACAAGAUCGCGUUCGUUUAUGAAGUUCUCGUGUUUGAGUAAGUAUUAUGUUUGUAGAAUUUAUCUUUUCAAAACUUGAUCUCACAACCGCAUGAUUAUAAAGAUCUAGAAAAGUGAAACAGGCAGAGCAUUGGAAGAAAUGGACAAAUUAUGAUGUGCGACUGAUGUACGACUAUGCAUUUAGAACAUUAUAAUUUUACAAUUGUUGAACUGUUCAUUUUUCAUUUUAGAGGCUGGUGCACGUGGAAUGAAGGGUCGUCGUGGAAUGCGUAUGAGCAUGCGCACUGUUAUGAGAAUGUCAGGCCGAAGUGCUGGAGGUAAGUAUAAAAGAUUUAUUACCUACAUGGCUGUUGUUGCAUUCAAGAAUAUAUACAGGACUUGGGUUGGAAGCCAUUUAAAAUCGUCCAGUGUUGUUACAGGAGGCAACUGGAGUACAUGUAGUGAACCUGCGGUGUUUGGUAUAACCAAACUUGAAGCAGUCUUCUCAUCUACAACUUGAGGGAGAAAUCUUAUCAGACGACCUCGUGUGCUACAGGAAUCAAACCCCGGCCACAGAGGUAAAAGGCGCACCACACCCCACUCCCCCAACGGUAACAAAUCAACAAUUUAAAAAACAGGCAACAAACAAUAAGCUUCCAAAGGUUCAAACACAAAUUAUGUUAUUUCCAAACAUUGUAUCAAUGUAUAUUGAAACAAGGUCCAUUCGUCUCUCUUUUCAUUUAGGUCGUAAGUUUGUCCUGCGCUUUGGGAGAAAGCGUUCUGGUUUGUGUUUCAUCCCGCAAGGUGGUCGGGCACGUAACAACGUUCCUCUUGUGUUUGGAAAAUGUAAAGGUCGCAAGAAUGUUUUCAGAAUGACAAGCAGUGGUGCUUUGGCUUCUGUCGCUUAUAGAGGAUACUAUAUUCGCUUUAGUGCUGGAAGAUUGGUGAUGUACAGAAGCGCGCGAGGUAGCGCCAAGUUUAAAUUCCAAGGAGGGAAAAUUAAAGUGAAAUCUGGACGUGGUGGACGAUACAUGUAUGUUCAGUCCCAGGGAGGGGCCCGGGCCUCUAUGGGUAUGCAGGUCGUCGCAAAAUCUACAAGAUCGCGUUCGUUUAUGAAGUUCUCGUGUUUGAGUAAGUAUCCGUAAAUAAACAUUGUGCACGUAUCUAUAGAUACAGUACCUUCCAGAAAGAUAGAUAGUGACUAAGUGAUAGAUUGAUUAAUUAAACUUUGAAAACAAUUUGAAAAGAUCGUAAUAGCAUCUUUCGCGACUAUAAAUCACUCAGAUUUAAGAAACAUCAAUGCACCCAUUCCUGAGGAUAUUAUUGAUGGGCAACUGGUGUUCUGAGUGUAGCUGCUGCGAAGGGGCAAGAGGUUCACGAGCCGCAAACACGAACAAAGGCAAAAAAGAAAAGAACCUGACAGGAAAUAGCCUAACGAAGAAACAUUAACGAGGAUCCGAUACAAUAAGAUCCAACAAAUCGGGACGACCUUUAGUAGGAUUCAGCUGGCUUUUCACUGGCUUGUCAAUACAAUUCAACUCUAAACUUGUCUUCGUUAAUACGUUUUCUAGAGGCAAGCUCUCGUGGCAUGAAAGGUCGUGGGUACCGCAUGAGUAUGCGAAGAGUAAUGAGAGUCUCAGGCAGAUUUGGAGGCGGGCGAGGUAAGGAACUUUUACAAAACCUUGGCACGACAAUACGCUGAAGAACAAUUAGAAAGAAAGUGAUUUGUUUUGACCAACCACAAAAUGCCUUCAGAAGGUUUGAACAUAGUCCUACAUUGCCCUGAAUAGAAGUAAUUGUGAGAAAAGCUGAUGAAGACACGUUCAUUUUAGGUUGCUAUUUAUUCCCAGUAGGAGAAGUAAAAAUUACGUCAUAGACAAACAAGGGAACAUUCCUGUGGAAACAUUGUAGUGGAAGGCUACCUAAUUUGAUGUUUUAAUGUUUUAAUGUUUUAAUAAGGUUCGGCAACUACCUAAAAAUACAACAAUGUAGUGCCAGGGAGUUCGCCACAGUUCCCCCAAUUACGGCGAUACCUUAAUAUUUACAUAAAAAAUUACGUUCAAAUAAUUGAUUAACGAAACAGACAAUUAAAGUAGAACAACACAAUUACAAAACGGCUAAACUGACAACUAACAACAGUUUAAAACACCAUCAAGGGAUCUAGCCCUUUUACAUUUAACACAGACAGAUUUCCAAGUCCGAGGAUCGUCACAGUUAUACGUGUUCGAUGGUGCGUUCUUAUAGUACAGUUUCAGUCCUGAUUUAAAAGCAUAGAAACCAAUGAAAUUUAAGCAGCGAAUGAAAAUAAGUUAAUAACUGACUAACCAAGCUAAGUUGAAGAGGGUUUUUGCUGUGUUUACCGGGUUCAAUUAGGAUACAUUGAAAUUUCACCAGGAAGAAAAAACUUAUAUUUUGAGAAAAUUUUAUAUUAUAAAGGAAUUUUUUUAAUGAUUUGGCGAGCUCUAUCAAGUUAUUGAUCACUUGGGCAGCUGGGAAAACACUCAAGCGCUAGAGUUGGUUUCGGCAAGUGGCUCGACCAACUCUUGCGCUUUUUAGUGUUCCCCCAACUUCCCGUGUGCUCAAAAACUCGAUUGAGUACGCCAAACCAUGAAAAAGUCCUAACUGUUGAAACUCCUUCACAUAACAUUUUUCUUCUCAUUAAGGUGGUAUGUUUGUCCUGCGUUACGGCUCUAGAGGUCUUUGUUUCACCCCGCAGGGUGGUCGGGCACGUAACAACGUUCCUCUUGUGUUUGGAAAAUGUAAAGAUCGCAAGGAUGUUUUCAGAAUGACAAGCAGUGGUGCUUUGGCUUCAGUCGCUUUUAGAGGAUACUAUAUUCGCUUAAGUGCUGGAAGAUUGGUGCUGUACAGAAGCGCGCGAAAGAGUGCUAGGUUUAAGUUCACUGGUGGAAAGAUGAGGGUGAAAUCUGGGAAGGGAAAGUACAUGUACGUCCAGUCACAGGCAGGGGCAAGAGCGUCUAUGGGAAUGAUGAUUAUGGCGAAAUCCACAACGUAUCGAUCAUAUAUGAAAUUCUCAUGUAUGAGUAAGUGUUGCUCACAAAUGUUACAAUCAUUGUCACCACCACCAUCGUUAAUACCAUUCCCAUUUCCAUCACCAUCGUCAUUACUACAGUCAACAUAACCAUAACAAUAACUCAUCACUUUUUUAUUGUUUUCUACAGAGGCAAGUUCGGGCGGCAUGAGAGGUCGGGGAUAUCGUAUGAGUAUGAGGAGAAUUAUGCGAAAAUCAGGAGCAUCCGGAGGUAGAGCUUUAGUGCGAGGUUAGUCAAAUAUCAAAAGAUCGAUGAUAGGUUAUGGUUAGCACAAACUCUUCCAAUUGAUUGAAAAUGUGGGCCUGCAAAAAUCCUUAUUUACAAAGAAACAAAACGAUUUCGUGACACAUUGGUUUAAUGAUUGAGCCAGGCAUCUCUGCAAUUAUGUUUCUAUUCCUGAUAGAUAUUGCAACUUUGUCUCAAUUGUGAGAAAAAUACUUUCAGUUUGACUCUACUAAAUAAACAUCGCAUGCUUUCUCCCAGUGCUCCAGUUACCGGAAGUAUAACUAGACCUACACAAGGAUGACCUUUAUUGGAUCUAGGAAGAACAGUUUAUAACUGUCAGAGCUUUCCAGUAUUAAUAAAGUUAGGUUUAAAACGUAUGUACAGAAGUUACAGAAAUUUUGAUGAAUCAUUUCAUAAAGUUUCCACAUGAUUCAUGAAUCAUGUUAUGUCAAAAAACAGAACUUGUGCGACUUAAUGUAUCACUGGCCUGAAUAUCUAUUCAUAUCUCUUUUUAUUAAGGUCGUAAAUUUGUCCUGCGCUUUGGGAAAAAGCGUUCUGGUCUGUGUUUCAUCCCGCAAGGUGGUCAAGCACGUAACAACGUUCCUCUUGUGUUUGGAAAAUGUAAAGGUCGCAAGAAUGUUUUCAGAAUGACAAGCAGUGGUGCUUUGGCUUCUGUCGCUUAUAGAGGAUACUAUAUUCGCUUAAGCGCUGGAAGAUUAGUGAUGUACAAAAGCGCGCGAAGGAGUGCUAGGUUUAAAUUCACUGGUGGUAAAAUCAUGGUGAAAUCAGGACGAGGAGGAUACAAGUAUGUCCAGUCACAGGGAGGUAGAAGAGCUUCUAUGGGCAUGAAGAUCAUGGCGAAAUCAACGACCUACCAUUCAUAUAUGAAAUUCUCUUGUUUAAGUAAGUGUUAUUUAGCCUCGCUUGUUAAAAAACCCCCAAUAACAACAAACGUUUAGACAAACAAAAUAAAGAAGCUGGGCGACCACAACAGCUUAAAUUCCAAUUACAGUGGGCCCUUUGUCAAUGACAAAGGAAUAAACAGUAGAGGACAGUAAUUGUAACUAUUAGCAGCAAGAUAAUGGUUGAAUGAGACUUCUACCUUUGUUACAUUUAAGGCCGACAAUGUACGUGAAUCAUCAAUCGUGAGUACGUGAAUCAUCAGUAGUACAGCAGGGACGUAGGGCAGUAUGGGAUAAUAGUUCAGUAUUGCUUUCUUAUAUUGGGUAAUAAAUAGAUAAACAAUCUAGUCUAAAAAAUAUCAGCACUCAAGGUUGUCACUUACGAAAUAGUUAGAUAAUUCAUAAUUUAGGUCGUUUUAUUUAAAUAAUUUGUAGACUGCGUAGGGGGUGGGUUUUUACGGAAAUACUGAAGUCAAAACAAUGAGUGACUGGAUGGCAUGGAAAACACUGGGAUUUUCAAAACAAAGAAAAGUGUAAAUUCCGAUCACUGAAUGUCACUAUUGUUUAAGUGUGUUACAAAGAGCCAUUACCGAAACAGUGCUAGAAUUUUAUUGACACAAAAAUGAAGUAUCUUAUCAUUAUCUUAUCUUUUCUUUCAGAGGCUAGUUCUCGUGGUAUGAGGGGUGCGGGAAUGCGAAUGAGAAUGAGUGGGAUUAUGAGAGCCUCGGGGGCGAUGUCAUUCAGGGGAAGGUACAGAAUGAGAGGAAAAUGGAGAGUUGGGGGCAAGUUUGGGGGGAAAUGGGGUCGUGGGGGUAAGUUCGGAGGUAAAUGGGGCAAAGGUGGCAAGUUUGGGGGCAAAUGGGGUGGUAAAUUCGGAGCUAAAGGUGGCAAGUUUGGGGGAAAAUGGGGUGGUAAAGGUGGCAAGUUUGGGGGAAAAUGGGGUGGCAAAUUCGGAGGUAAAGGUAAAUUUGGUGGCAGGUUUGGAGCCAAAGGUGGAGGUGGGAGUUUCAAAGUAGGGGGCGGGAGUUUCAAGGUAGGAGGGGGUGCAGGAGGAGGCGGGCAAGGGUCAUGGAGUAGCAGUAGUAAGUCAGGGGGGUCGUGGAGCAGUGGUAGUAGUGGGGGUUCUACCUCUUGGUCUGUGAGUGGUGGGGGUAAGAAUAAACAAGGUGAUACUCAGAGUGGGAAUAGUGGUCCCCCUGGUAGUACAAAUAAUAAGGGUAACAGUGUGUCUGGCAGCGCCACCACAGGAGUGGGUGGUCAGGAUUAUAGUGGUAAGAUAGAUGGUGGUAGGAUAGAUGGUGGCAAGGGUGGUGUUACUGAAGUGACCAGUGAGAUUAAUGGUAAUCACGCUGGUGUUGGUGGUAAUGGUGAAGAUGGCGGGGCUCUCAGUGAUAAACUGGCACAUGAUGGCACCAACGAUAACCAACUAAAUAACGACGGUAAUAAACAAGAGAAGACGACGAACGACGAUCCAACUGGUACCAUUCCUGCCGGCACGAAUACCGAAGCAAAAACUGACAGUACUGGCGGUCAUCGAGGUAAGGGAGAGCUUUGGAAGUGGGGCAAGAAGAACACCGUCAGAGAAAACCACAUCGAACAUUCAAAACUGUACAAAUAUGACCAUCCCGAGAAGGAUAAUGGACUAAAUAAAUCGUUUAAAAAGGAAAUUAAUGGACUGAAGAAAAAUGUUCACGAAACUCAUCAAACAAUAGACACGUGA
Molecule: messenger RNA, 12717 nt
Organism: Paramuricea clavata
Lineage: Eukaryota; Metazoa; Cnidaria; Anthozoa; Malacalcyonacea; Plexauridae
Source: the annotation of a GenBank genome assembly